AAAACUGAAGAAAAUACCGCAUUAGUCCAUUUAAUGGUGUAAGAUAAAACUAGUAAUUGAUAAAUAUGAGAUUGUUUUUCUUUAAACUAAUCAUCACUGUAGCUUCAAUUCCCCAGAACGCAGCUAUUAUACGUGGUGAUCGAGCCAAACUAGGGGAAUAUCCUUGGCAUGUUCUUUUAAAAAGGAAUCCAUCAGAUAAGUUGUUGUGUGGUGGCUCUGUUAUUGCCGAUAGAUGGGUUGUAACAGCAGCUCAUUGUAUUAACUGCCGGGAUUCCAUUUUUUUUGCUGUUUGGUACACUAAACCUGCUGGGAAGAGCCUUUAAUAUGACUUCUAACAUAUUGUUUUCACAUCCUUUAUUCACUCCCCAAUCUUUUGAAAAUGAUAUAGGACUUAUUCAGCUACCUAUGAUAUUACAGUUUAACGUUUAUAUUCAACCCAUUGAAUUAGUAACUUCGGCUGAAGCUGAACACAAUAGUUUUAUUGAUGCUCUAACACAUAUUAGUGGUUUUGGUUCCUCGGUCGAUAAUACUGUUGAACCAUCACCAUAUUUAUUAUAUGGAAGUGAAGAAGUUGUCGAAGUUAGUGUUUGUCAAUCGAGGUUUGCACCAGUGUCACAUAAUAUUUUGUGUUCGAUUGGUUAUACACGUCAUAACCAGCAUCCAUGCGUAGGUGACUCUGGCGGUGGUUUAGUAUGGAAAAAUAUAUGGAGUAAGAAUAAACUAAUUGGUGUAUUUUCUAUUCACGGUAUGCCAUGCUCGCGAAAUCCUUCGGGUUAUACUAAAGUUUCUUUGUUUUUAGAUUUUAUUAGUAAUAUAACGGGUAUAACUUAUUAUUAAAUUAAAAAUUUUUA
Messenger RNA from Lucilia sericata (common green bottle fly), 851 nucleotides. Its product is annotated as collagenase-like. Bases 325 to 837 code for a protein of 170 amino acids. The transcript has 2 exons. Gene Ontology annotation, molecular function: serine-type endopeptidase activity. Gene Ontology annotation, biological process: proteolysis. The record is from RefSeq and is a predicted model, not a curated record. NCBI's taxonomy places the organism in Eukaryota, Metazoa, Arthropoda, Insecta, Diptera, Calliphoridae.